AUGAAUAACCGAGGAGACAACAACACUUUUAUAAUCUAUGAUGGAAUAUUUAACACUUAUCGUGCUGUCUGCGUUUUCCUUAAUUAUUAUACAAACGCGCCAAAACCACGAGCACGAACAGAAUCAGAAAAGUAUUACCUCUCAGCACAUUUAGAAAAACGACUACCAUUACCAGAAUUAUCAGAUGAACCCAGUUACAAUUUAUCAGUUGUAGUUCCUGCCUAUAAUGAAACUGAACGAAUGCCUUCAAUGUUACGCGAAACCGUUGAUUAUCUGGAAAACAGAAGACUUAAAGAUCCAAGCUUCAAAUAUGAGAUCAUAAUAGUUGAUGACGGGAGUACUGAUGGUACAUCCAAAAUAGCAUUAAAGUAUGGAAAGGAUAAUCCACACGUAGAUUUGAAAGUUUUGACUUUGGAAAAGAACAGAAAGAAAGGUGGGAAAACUAUACUUUUUGCGGAUGCGGAUGGGGCUACAAAGUUUUCUGAUCAUGAAAUUUUGGAAAAAAGAUUAUUCGAAGUUAUAGACAAAAAUGAAUUUGGUGUUGCUGUCGGAUCAAGAGCACAUUUGGUGAAUACUGAAGUUGUCGUAAAGCGAUCAUUGAUCCGAAAUUUUCUUAUGCAUUCUUUUCAUAAAGUAUUAUAUAUAUUAGGUAUUCGUGCGAUAAAAGAUACACAGUGUGGAUUCAAGUUAUUUACUCGUAAAUCAGCUUCAUAUAUAUUUCAUAAUAUGCAUGUGGAAGGUUGGAUUUUUGAUAUUGAAGUUCUCCUUAUUGCUCAAUAUUUUAAUAUGCCGAUUGUUGAGGUUCCAGUAACUUGGCAUGAAAUUGAUGGCUCUAAAGUGUCAUUGAUUAAGGAUUCAAUCAAAAUGGCAAUGGAUUUAUUAACUAUUCGAUUAUGUUAUAUUACUCGUUACUGGAAUAUUUGUGAACCACUACCGAGAUUAAAGCGUGAUUGA
This is a messenger RNA of Dentiscutata erythropus, 954 nucleotides long. The record is from the annotation of a GenBank genome assembly. Lineage: Eukaryota; Fungi; Glomeromycota; Glomeromycetes; Diversisporales; Gigasporaceae.